AUGCCUAAAAAGAAGGGAAAGAAGGGCAAAGGCGCAGGGGAUGACCCCAGCCUGCGCCCGCAAAUCCUGAGGGACAAGCUGAAGAAGGAGGAUGCAUACACAGCGGGGAACGCUGUGAAGCUGAAGGACACAUAUCGGCUCGGCCUGCGCGGCAACCGCUGCGAUCAGCUCAAGGAGGACAUAGUGGCCCUCCGGCGUACGUUCGAGCGACGGGACCAGGACCUUAACCGCGCCGUGGAGAGGUUCGCGUGUGGCGUGCAGGAAGGUGAGCGUUUCUCGGCGCAGGUCUGGCGCGUGCACCGCGAACACGUCGAGCGCCUGCGUGCCAUGCAGGAGAAGCGGCUUAACUUCCUGCAGCAGCAGUGGGACAUGGGUCAGGACGCUUCGGGCCACAGGCUGGAGUUGCUGAGCGAAAGAAUGGCCACCUACUUUCUGCAGUCGCGCGUGGGUUUCGAGGACACCGUGGUCCACCUGGAGCGUCACCACCAGCAGGCCUUGGCGACCAUCCACAUGCUGUACAGCGAGCCCAUGGAGGCCCACUCGGUGUACGAGAAGAGGAAAGCUUUCGAGGUGGAAGAGUGCUUCUUGGACCAGAACGUGCAGGUCCUCAAGAACCAGAAGGCCGAGGAACGCUACCUCCAUGAGAUGGAGAACGUGGAGCGCAUGGAGGCCAAGAAACAAGUCUCGGUGACCACGUCCAAGAAGGGCGUGGCGCUCUACAACACCAUCAUCGAAGUGCAGUCCCGACUGGAGGCCACCGAGAAGACCAACUCCACCAUGACGGCCAAGCUGACGGCGGCCCGCAACGACGCCAAGGCCAAGAUCCACAUGCUCCUCAGCCAGAUGGCUCGCGACCGCGUUCCCGUCCAGAUGAUGAUCAACGAGGUGAGCGUGCACAGCAAUGCCGCCGCCAACAGCCUGCGGUUGAUCAUCGCCAAGGGCGCCUGGCUCCUGAAGGUGGCCGAGAUGUGUCGCCACUUAGAGGCUCAACAGAAGGGGGAGCAGGUGGCCGCCAAAGAAGUGGCGGCAGAAUUCAGUACGCGGCUGGUGGCGCCUUCACACAUGUUCGAGUUCCCCGAGCUGAUGAAGCGCUACAAUGGAGCCCGGCUCCACCAGGACGACCUGAAGCGCCGCAGCAAGAACCUGCAGCGGGAGAACCAACAGCUGCAGCUGCUCACGCGGCAACGCCUCGAAGCCAAGACCCUAAACCCGGACACCCACAACGGACCCUACAACCCCCUGCUGGUCAAGAUGGCCCCCGUCAUGGAGAAGGGCGCCGUCAAGCAAGUGCGCUGCGUCAUCGAGGGAGUACAAGCCAUCAGAAUACUCUCCAUCAAUGAGUGA
This is a messenger RNA of Phycodurus eques (leafy seadragon), 1344 nucleotides long. Its product is annotated as dynein regulatory complex subunit 2-like. The record is from RefSeq and is a predicted model, not a curated record. Bases 1 to 1344 code for a protein of 447 amino acids. The transcript has a single exon. Lineage: Eukaryota; Metazoa; Chordata; Actinopteri; Syngnathiformes; Syngnathidae.